UUGACUUAUUGUAACAAAGGUCACGGUUUCUUGAAAAGCUCAGGCGACUGGUUAGCUUGAAAUGACUCCUACUUCCUCAGCACCUAAAGAAUACGAUUCGAAAAGGGAUGAAGAAGACCGGAGUUGCCAGACCCCAAACUAGUAGGAAAGUAUAUCAGAGAGAUUGGGAACCCAUGAUUAUUGAUAUUGUUCAUCUGAAACAAUCUUUCUAAAAUAUCAAGACCUAAAUUCUUUUUUAAAAGGAAGAAACUUUGUUAGGUGCAAUCUAAAUGAAUCGAAUUUAAUAUUCUGAAGAAUCUGUGAAUUGAAUAAAUUAUGAUUUUAAGUAUUAGUGUAGCUAAAUUGAUUGUGAUAGUGGAACUAACAUUUUAGAAUGUUCUAAUGGGAAUAUAUUAGCAUCUGGUAGUACAUUUUAAUUGGAUGUUAAGAUAAGUGAAGCAAAUUCAAUAUACAUAACUACUAUAUCCAUCUAAUUUAGGUUUUUGCUGACCCUUUAUACUAUUAUAGUUGAAG
Molecule: messenger RNA, 513 nt
Organism: Paramecium sonneborni
Lineage: Eukaryota; Ciliophora; Oligohymenophorea; Peniculida; Parameciidae
Source: the annotation of a GenBank genome assembly